Molecule: messenger RNA, 1407 nt
Organism: Drosophila takahashii
Lineage: Eukaryota; Metazoa; Arthropoda; Insecta; Diptera; Drosophilidae
Product: cilia- and flagella-associated protein 251
Molecular function (GO): signaling receptor activity
Source: RefSeq, a predicted model, not a curated record
AUGUUCAAGUACGCGGCACAUUUGUUGUGCGCGUUAGUUUCAUGGGGUUUUUGUAAAGUCCUUGCUGAAAUCGAGAAUCAACAGUGUCCUGGAAUUCUGACGAAAGACCCACGUAAUCCACAUGUUGAAUUGUGUCUGGUGGAACUAUCACCCAUGCUGGAGCAUAUUGCCAACCAGCAGAAGAAGAAGGGCAUUCUCAAUGAAACGCAGGGAAUACUGGACAGGAUCGCGGGUCACCAAGCAGCCAGAGAUAAGCAUUUGAAGGCUCUGCAGAGCAACAUGGAAGGUCAGUUGAAGGUACUAGAGGCUAAGGUGGACCAGGAUGUCAAGAUCAUGUCCCUGGAGAAAUCCUUGCUCCAAGCUAGAAGCGCACUUCAAUGUUCUCUGGAUGCCAAAAUAAUUCCGCCAUCGAAUGUGACACUGACAGUCAAUGUAAAGUUCGAGAAGUAUGGUAAAAAGUUAAUUUACAUCGAGAAGCAUGUCAGGCAGAAUUGGUUUAGUGCAGCCAGAAAAUGUCGUGAGAUGGGCGGCAAGCUGGCGUCACCCCACAACGAGACUGAACUGUCAUUCAUCCGCAAGAAAAUUCAACCCGAAAGGUAUUGGCUGGACUACUCCAAUCUGGUCGAUCCGAAUAAGUGGAUUUCUUUGGCCACCGGGAAGGAAGCCUCAUUCUUGAAAUGGGACAAGGGCGAGCCCAAAAAAGAUGCCAAUGCGCACUGUGUUUAUCUAUACGCCGGACUGUAUCACGCAUUUCCGUGCGACGACCGAAACUACUUUAUUUGCGAAGUCUUAGAGGGCAAGGGUUACAAUUUUACUAGUAUUCCAAUUCAAAAUAAUACGAAUAUUAAUGUUAAUAUUAACAUGACUAUUAAUAUUAAGGAUGAAAGGCAAAAGGAAAGGGAAAAGGAAGAGGAAAAGAAAAAAAAAGAGAAAAAGGAAAAAGAAGAGCAACGGAAGAAGGAAGCGGAACGAAAAAGAGAAGAGAAACGAAAGGAAGAAGAGGAACGGAAGAGGAAGGAAGAAAAAAGGAAGAAAGAAGAAGAAAAAAAGAAAGAGGAGGAACGGAAGAGCAAGGAAAAAGAAAAAAAGAAAGAAGAAGAAAGAAAGAAAAAAGAGGAAGAAGAAAAAAAGAAAAAAGAAGAAAGAAAGAAAGAAGAGGAACGGAAGAGAAAGGAAGAAGAAAGAAAGAAAGAAGAAGAAAGAAUGAAAAAAGAGAAAGAAGAAAAAAAGAGAAAAGAAGAAAAAAAGAAAGAAGAGGAACGGAAAAGAAAGGAAGAAGAAAGAAAGAAAGAAGAAGAAAGAAAGAAAAAAGAGGAAGAGGAAAAAAAGAAAAAAGAAGAAAAAAAGAAAGAAGAGGAACGGAAGAGAAAGGAAGAAGAAAGAAAGAAAGAAGAAGAAAGAAAGAAA